AUGGCCGCUCCGAAACAAAUCAAGAGAAAAAGAGAACUCGACGACGAGGAAGAAGAUGAAUUUACAAAGAGAUUUUUGAAAGCUGAUGAAUUAACUCGUAUGGGAAAACUCAAAAAAAAAGUUCUAAAAUUUGAAGAAUUGGAUGAUGAGGCUUCUCGAGAAUCUGAACUGACAAAAUCAGGAAGGGUUUACGUACGUAAAAAAUCUACAAAGCUGAGAGAAAUGGAAGAAUUUGAAGAAAUCGAAAAGAAGCAGACCAGUACAAAGAAAACGCCAAUAGACCCCACAAAGAAACCCAAAACCCAAUUGCUCAACAUUCCGGGUCACAUGCCAGUCAGCCCCAAAAAACUUAAACCGUCUAAAUCAAGUGAUGAAUCCCAGUCCCCAGUAAUGCCACAGAAAACUGAAGAUAUCCCCUCCAAAGGCAGUGUCAUAAAAUUUCUUCUUAGCUCACCAACGCAGCCAUCAACGCCUGUCUUGGCCACACAUUCAGUUUUGAAGACCAAACCUGAGUCUCUACUCACUGAGAAAAGCUCACCUCUUAAAAAAAGCCCCAAGCCAGCAAAAUCUAAAACAGACAUGACACUUUUACAGACAUUGACCAGCUCAUUAACAAGCUUACAGUCGCCGGCUAAAAAGCAAGGUGACACAGAAUUAAAAUACAGGCUGAUUGUUGGAUCAAACCAGUCUGUAGCAUCAUCUGGAAAAUCUGCAUUAUCUGUUGACACGACGACAAAAAUUCAAUCAGAGGUUGUGUCUGAUGCCAGCACCAAGGAUGGUAGCCUGAAAAUGAAGUUUAUUCUGUCACCAAAGGAGAAACCUUUAGGGCAGUCUUUAAGUAGUUCGACCAAUGACAAAGCACAAAAUGAUGUCCCUACAAUUCCCCAAACGAUUGCAGAGACCAAAUCACCUCCCAGCAGCAAAAUGUCCAUAUCCAACCUUCCUUCUGUUCUCCCCGUCCCUGUCCCCAAAGCCAUGCCAAUUCACAAGACCAUCCCCACCCCCAAACCAGUAUCAGCUUCUAAAAUGGUUUCAUCCAUUAAGACAAUUCCAAGUGCGGAGGCCAUUUCUAUUCCAAAAACAAUACCAGGCACAAAAGAAGAACCAGAUACAAAAGAACUACCAAAAGUGAUUCCGAUCACAAAUGUCAUCCCUGGUGUUAAAACCAUCACUAUUCCCAAAAACCUGCCAGUUGUGAAGCCUGUUCCAGCAAUUAAGGUUGUCCCUGUGGCCAAACCCUCACCUCCAGCCACAAAAAUUGUCACUGUGAAGAAACCAGUCAGUAGCAAAAAUACAAGCCAAAAUAAGUCUCCAUCAACAUCGAAAUCUAAAAGUUCUACUCCAAAGGCAACACCAAAGACAACACCUGAUUCUGAGGAGAAAAAAGUUAAAAAAGCCAAGAAGAAGAAAGGGAAUUCUGAGAAUUCAAUUGGUUCUCCUUCAACUCCUGUGAUUCACAAAACGAUUCCAGCCAUUCCUGGACAAAGUGGUUCCACAGUGAGCUUGCCAACAGGCCGUAAAACAUCACCGACCAAUGUUACUUAUUUCUCUGCUGCUAAAGCAGAGACUACGACCGACCUGAGCAAGUUUGAUUUUACAGAUGAGCCCAAUCUAGUGAUUGCAGAGCCAAGUUCCAAGACAGCCACAAAGACGAAAAAAUCUCCUUCCAGCCGACCCCCAAGCAAAAAGAAAGCAAAAAUAGAUGGGGAUCAGAUUAAAACCAAACCAGAAGAUAUUAAAGAAGUCCCUGAAGUAGAAAUGGAAUUUUUUGAUGAUGAAACUGGUGUUAUGGAAGAAGUAGUGACUACCUUACCUUCAACCCCGAAAACGAAAUCUCCAGAGAAAAAAUCCAAAAAAUCCAAAAAGGCUGCCAAAGAUGAUCCUGAUAAGCCUGCCAAGAAGCGUCGGGCUCCUACUGCUUAUAUGUUGUGGUGCAAUGCCAACAGAUCCAAAGUGGUUUCCGAAAAUCCCAAACUAGAUUUUGCUCAGAUCAGUCGUAGAUUAGGAGAAAUCUGGCAGGGUUUGACAGAAAAAGAGAAAAUGACAUGGAAGCAGAAGGCUAAGAAAGCAGCCGGCAAAGGCUCCACCCUGAUUCGUACUGGCAAAGGAAGCAGUAAAUCUGUAUCAAAUGCAGCUCCAGCCCCAGCUACGAGCACCGCCCCCGUUGCAGUGGCCAAAAGUCCCAGCACCCCAGCCAGCAAAGUAAUAAAAUCUCUAAUUGAGGAUAUGGCUACGAGUCCUGUCAAAGGACUUGGAAUUGAACCUGUGGAUGCUGCUGCUCACCUCAAGCUCUUGGGCGAGUCCCUCAGUAUUAUUGGCAUGAGGUUACAGGAGCACAAGGGUAUGAUAGCUGUUCAGGGUAGCUUGUCUAGAUUAAAAAAGCUUCUUUUUUUCUUCAUUUUUCUUCUUUUUUUCUUCAUUUUUCUUCUUUUUUUCUAUUUUUCUUUUUUUCUAUUUUUCUUCUUUUUUUCUAAUUUUUUUUUUUCUAUUUUUUCUUCUUUUUUGGUAUUUUCUUUUUUCCAUCUUUUAUCUUUUUUUCCUUUUUUUUUCUUUUGUCUUUUUUUUUUUCUUUUUUUCUUUUGUCCCUUUUUUUUCUCUUUUCCUUUUCUUUUUCUUUUUUUCCUUUCCGUUUCCUUUUUUCUUUUUAUUCUAUUUUUCUUUUUCCUUUUUAUUUACCUUUUUUCUUUUCUGUUCCCUUUUUUCUUUUUCCUUUUUUUCUUUUUUGAGUCUGAGUUUAUUUAUGUUUUAAAAAAAAUACUCUUACCACCACUAUCAUAUCAUUCCUUCUGA
Molecule: messenger RNA, 2790 nt
Organism: Acanthosepion pharaonis
Lineage: Eukaryota; Metazoa; Mollusca; Cephalopoda; Sepiida; Sepiidae
Source: the annotation of a GenBank genome assembly